GGGGAACAUGGCGGCGGCGGAGCCCUCGGUGGCCGCGCUGGCUGGCGGCGGGGUGGGCGCGGGGCCGCCGCCGCCGUCGGGCGGCGUGCCGGUGCUCUUCUGCUUCUCGGUGUUCGCGCGGCCCGCCUCGGUGCCCCACGGCGCCGGCUACGACGUGCUCAUCCAGAAGUUCCUGAGCCUGUAUGGCGACCAGCUCGACAUGCACCGCAAAUUCGUGGUGCAGCUCUUCGCCGAGGAGUGGGGCCAGUACGUGGACCUGCCCAAGGGCUUCGCGGUGAGCGAGCGCUGCAAGCUGCGCCUGGUGCCGCUGCAGAUCCAGCUUACGACCCUGGGAAAUCUCACACCUCCGAGCACUGUGUUUUUCUGCUGUGACAUGCAGGAGAGGUUCCGACCAGCCAUCAAGUACUUUGGAGACAUUAUUAGUGUGGGACAGAGACUGUUGCAAGGAGCUCGGAUAUUAGGAAUUCCGGUUAUCAUAACAGAACAGUACCCCAAAGGCCUUGGCAGCACGGUGCAAGAAAUCGACCUAACAGGUGUGAAACUGGUUCUUCCGAAGACCAAGUUCUCUAUGGUGUUACCUGAAGUUGAAGCAGCCUUAGCCGAGAUUCCUGGUGUCCGGAGUGUUGUAUUAUUUGGAGUAGAAACACACGUAUGUAUCCAGCAAACUGCCCUGGAGCUGGUUGGCCGAGGCAUUGAAGUUCACAUCGUUGCGGAUGCCACCUCCUCAAGAAGCAUGAUGGACAGGAUGUUUGCUCUUGAGCGCCUUGCUCGAACUGGGAUCAUCGUAACCACCAGCGAGGCUGUUCUGCUACAGCUGGUGGCUGACAAAGACCAUCCGAAAUUCAAGGAAAUUCAGAACCUGAUUAAGGCGAGUGCCCCAGAGUCUGGUCUGCUCUCCAAAGUAUAGAAUACUUGAAGGAUUGGGAUCCUCGACGACGGGACCGCAAGCCAGACAAGCUCUUGUCUCUACUAAAACUAAAAUGUUAAGUCAAUAGCAGCUCCUUCUUUGCAGCUCUUAGUAACUCUUACCUGGCUAGACCAUUGGGUACAAGCAUUUAGUUACGAUGUCAAGGCUUCAGGUGCUGCUUAUCUUCUUUGUCUCUUAAUGGGCUUUUAUUUAUUAAGACAAAUUACAAUGGAGGUGCCUGUUUUGUCUACACCAUAUACGCCAACCGUAUCUUUCCAAAGUGCACCCUCUGGUGAAGUUUUCUUAAAUUGUGCACUUUACAGAAAAAAAAAAAAAAUCAAAAAAACAUCUACCAUAAUGAUUUGAGUUUUCUAUUGUCGUGAAACAUCCGUUGUAAUGUCAGUGUAGACCCAGUGUUUUCCCUUCACAGGCUGACUGGUGAACGAUUGCUGGGUGGGAAUUGACACACAGGGCUCUGUAUUGUCACCUGCUUCUGUCACAGUGUGGAAUUGCUGACUGAGUGAGGUACGUUUUUUUAACCAGAGCAAAUUACCUUAUAUAUUGUUGUAUCUGUCUCGAUUGUCCUGCUUUGCUUAUUCCUGGUACCAUCUUUGUGGAUUUUCUUCCUCUGGCUAGUGGUCAGCGCUCGUGUUUUUCCACUGAAUGUUUUACAUCCUCGUUGUUUUAAUUUUGUCAAAAGAUGGGAGUGAUUUGCUGUGCUGGGUGACUGACAGUGUUACCCUAACAUAAUGCCUUUACAGUCUUUUGGAGUGAAUCUUUUGGUAUACACAAGUGUUAGUGGAGAAGUAAACACUGUAAAAUGUAGUUUUAAAAUGCCCAUAUUGCCCUUUGCAUUUUCUCUCUCUGCUGUUCAAACAUUGUUAUUGCUGACGUCAUCAACAGUGACUCGGUAGGGGUAAUACUGUGGUCAUUGUCAACCCAUCCAUGAGUUUAUUUUUCAUUUAAUACUUAUUAGUGCUUAAAAAUCUUUUUAAAGAGUGUUGUGAUUUGUGGAACAUUACUCUCUUUGUAUUAAAUUAAAGGAAAUGUAUUACCUGGGUGAAAUUGUUUUUUUUUCCCCCCCAUGGCUCCAUGAGUACUAGUUAAGGAAUUCUAAUGACUUUUCAUAGGUAACAGAUUUAAUAUUUAUAAUCUUAAAAGUCAUGGGAACUUUCAAAGGAGGAGAAUCCUUUGCAGUCUCAGACUGAUGGAGUUGUUACAGGGCCUCCUUGUUGGAGCUAUAGAAAUGCGUUUUGUUCUUUGAGCCUUGGUAAGACACCGCAGCCUAGUGUUCUUGGUGUGCUCAGAUGUUUGCUUUAGAAUAAUGGCUCUCAGCGUGUGGGUUGCCACCCCUUUGGGGGUCAAAUGAGCCUUUCACAGGGUUCACUUAUCAGAUAUCUUGCAUAUCAGAUAUUUACAUUAUGAUUCAUAACAGUAACAAAAUUACAGUUAUGAAAUAGCAACAAAAGUAAUUUUAUGGUUGAGGGUCACCCCAACAUGAGGACCCAAAGGGUUGCAGCCUUAAGAAGGUUGAGAACCACUGCUCUAGAAAAUGAGUCCACAAAGAAGCAUCAUAUAGUUAUCUACAUUUUACAGUAAUUUCUAAUAAAUGUAAUCUAGUGCAUUUCAUACUUUUAUUAUCCGGAGAGAGCUUGUUAAAAUACUGAUUCUAGCUUUUUUUUUUUUUCAUUUAAAUAAAAAAAAAGGCAUUGCCACCAGUGACACAAGGAUUUAAUUUAGAAUGGUUUCCUUCCCUUGGACACACACACCUCUUCCAUCUCAGUGAAACACCAUGCCAGUGAACCCGUCUCACGGCUGAAGCCAACCAUGUGACCCUGGAUUAGUGUCCUGAGGCUGCCCUAACAAAAUGCCACAGUCCCCAUGUCUGAAAACAACAGACUGUUUUCUUCUCAAUUCUGGAAGGUCUGAGGCUCACUGUGCUGAGAUCAAAGCUUGCAUUGCAAAGCUGUGAUCUUUUCUGGAGCCCAAAAAAGGCGGUGAUCCAUAUCUAACAGCUCCAUGCUUUCUAGAACCCACUCAUGACUUUUUGGUUUUGUUUUUAGGCUUUUUUGUUUUGUUUUGUUUUAUUUGUUUGUUUUGUCCCAUUACUGCCAUCUUCUCAGUCCUUAGGUCCUGUCUGACUUUUCUUCCUUCUUCUGCCUGGCCUAAGAUCUCAUGUGAUUUAAGGUCUCUAACUAGCAACCUUAUUCCACCUGCAGCCUUAACACCCUUUGGCCAUGUAGCAAGGUUCCAGGCUCCAGGGAUAAAGACAUGGGUAUCCUCAAAGACUGUUCUCAUCACACAGAUAUCAGCUAGGAAAUGUGAAUUUAAUUAAUUGAAUUGUAUCAGGUCCAGGAUUGGAAAUACAUGGAGACUCAGAUUAAUUGUGAACUCUGCCUUUUCUGUUUUGUGAAUCAUGCCAAGGUGGCAAGGCUUUUACAUUUAUGAUUAUAGGAAAACUGAACUGAUUGUAAUACAUUAACUUUUGGAAUGGAAGUGUCCAUGACUCUGUAGGAUGCUGAAUCCUUUUCAUUGACAUAAAUAAAGAACUUAAGGAUGUAAGUAA
Messenger RNA from Peromyscus leucopus (white-footed mouse), 3473 nucleotides. It is a transcript of the gene Isoc1, whose product is annotated as isochorismatase domain containing 1. Lineage: Eukaryota; Metazoa; Chordata; Mammalia; Rodentia; Cricetidae. The record is from RefSeq and is a predicted model, not a curated record. The coding region runs from base 8 to 907 and encodes 299 amino acids. Gene Ontology annotation, cellular component: cytoplasm. The transcript is spliced from 5 exons.